Messenger RNA from Neurospora crassa OR74A, 3930 nucleotides. RefSeq lists its product as hypothetical. Gene Ontology annotation, cellular component: nucleus. The record is from RefSeq and is a predicted model, not a curated record. Bases 1050 to 3566 code for a protein of 838 amino acids. Lineage: Eukaryota; Fungi; Ascomycota; Sordariomycetes; Sordariales; Sordariaceae. The transcript has 2 exons.
AAAUCCCCCGUCAAACACCAAGAUCCCUCGUCAGUUGAAAUCCAUCCGUCAAUAACCAUCUCGCGUUCUUUUCAAGUUUGGUCCAAGUAGCUGCGAACAUCAACCAUGCAAGGAGACAACUGGAGACAAAGGAAACCUGCUGCUUGUUUCAACCGGCCUUUAUCACCAAUCUCCCGCUCGACGGACGAGACGAGCAAGUAUCCGAUGCUCAUGAUUCACGACCUUCUAAGUGCCCAGUUAUGGCAAACGAGAUACAGAAGAUCUCCCUCAAUUGCGGAAGUGGGACUCACCAGGACAGACUUUAGGCCUUCUUUCAUCUCCAGAUCCGGCUGCCAAACGCCAUCUCUGAAGUUUUGGCGAUGAUCCCACACACACGGAAUUACCAAUCCACGACAUCCCUAGUCCUACCAUCAGAAAUCUUUGGCUCGCGGCUUGAAACACUCGUGUUGACGCUCGUGGCAUGGAAUCUUCUCAUGGAAGACAAGCCAGGUGGCCGGCACUCUGCAACGACCCGGUUGAAACAUGGCAUGGAUGGUGGUCUUGAUCCUCGAUGCAAACGCUUGAGAUGAAUUGGAGUACCUUUCCCGGCAAGACUGACUGGAUAUUCACGGAAGUUGACACGGCGGCCGCCAGGGAAGCCUAGGUGUACCUCGGGUUAGGUGAACUGCCGUUACUCGCCCGCAGUGGGUGAAAAGCAAAGUCACUUGGACCCCUAUGACCGAGAUGGGCCCUGUUCCUUUUCUUUUGGAAUCAAGGAUUGCCCGUUUGCACUCGACUCUUUUCAAUGAACCGUACCGCCGGAUGUCAUCUCAUCCACGGGUGACCACGGCUCCUCGCAGAAAAGUGUCCUCAAUACGGAAUGAUGAUCGGAAAGUCCACACUCAGGAAGAAGGACCGGAUCGUCGCCUCUUUCGCCUCUUGCUUCGAUCAAAGUGGGGUCUAUGCCUAGUGAGAGCGUCCAUGGUUGAAGGCACACGAGAAACGAUGGAAAGUCAACAAAAAGUGCUAUACGCACAGUCUCCAAGAAGUCGAUUCUCCUAAGAGGUUUUAUGGUCCGGAAGGUGUUGGUGUCUGUCGUUUAUAUCUCGUGGUUAAUCUCGGGUUCUUUUCAUCCUCUCAUCAAGACGAAAACCCGAAUACUCCGUUUUCAAAGACCCUUCACGCACUUCAGUCCGAUAACUAUCAUGCGGCACUCUAGGAGAGGCACACUUGACUCCAUUCCAUGUUCACCAUAUGGUGAUGUUAACUCGGACUUUGAAAGGCGCGGCAGUGAUCAGUCAAGCACUUCAAUGGUGCUGCCCUACAAAUCCAACACCACGGCAACCUUGACCCAUCCGACGGCACUAUCACCACCACCUGCACCGGCAAGUCCAAAGCUGAAGCUUGAGAAAACUCAUAUGCGACUACGAAGCGACUCGGCCCUCUCGAUGCAUACCAGCAAGUCCUCGUUCCGUCAAUACCCAAACAGCAGGCCGGAAAGUCCGAUGACUUCACCUUGGUACUGGAAGAAGCAGAGGGAUGUUGAUGCCGUAAGCACCAUCGAUACCAUCUCCUUGGGGGGCACGACGAGUGUGGCCUCGAGUGAAUACGCACAAUAUGUUGGCUCACUUCCCAAUCUGUUUGAUCGUACGGUGAUCAAAAUCGCCUUUUCGGACCCGGAGGUAGGAAGAAAGUUGCGCGACUUUGCCAAACCCAGGAACUACUCUGUGGACGUGGGACUUAUGUUAGAGGCGGAGCAGUACACAGGCGCACUUGACACCCUGAGAAGCCUGAUCAAUCAUAUCACAACUUACUUGGAAGCUCCGGCAAGAUCUUCCAUAGAACCUGCUUACACAUAUCCACUUGCUUUCAAGACAAAUACUAAGCAGUGCGCUCGGUCUGCAUUGCCGUCGCUCGAAAGAUUGUACCGAGAAGCCAAGUUCGCAGCUGAAGAACGGCUCAUCAAUGACCUCUAUCCUGAGUUUGUCAAGUCUCAGCUCGCCAACCGUCUCAAAACUUGUUUAUCCGUCACUCAGCCCUCUUCCUCCAGCCCAUUUAAGUCCACGUACCCUGGCCUUGGCAAUGCCUUCUGUCUUACCGACUCUUGGAAGCCAGAUAACCCCAUAGUCUAUGCCUCUGAAGGGUUCCUGAGAAUGUUUGGCUUUGAGAGACACGAGAUUCUCCAACAGAAUUGCAGGUGUAUGCAGGGCAACUCCACCAACGGCGACGCAGUACGUCGAAUGCGGAAUGCGAUCUUCAUGGGACGAGAACACACUGAGAUAAUUGUCAACUAUCGCAAAGAUGAAACCCCGUUCUGGAAUUUCUUGUUCAUCUGUCCUCUAGUUGAAGACGGCAUCGUGCGCUACUGUCUCGGUGGUCAGAUCAACAUAUCGAAGGGCAUGGGCACAAGUCACCAGGAGAUCAUGGACCUUCUCAACUUUGAUACACCCACAGAGGAGAACUCUUUACCCAGCACACCCACAGAAUCUUACGUUGGAUCAGCUCAGCGACCUGCCAAACACAUCCAAGACUCGUGUCCCCCGGACGAGAACCCACCGGUCACACCUCGACGAUCACACCGACAGCGCCUUUUUGAUCGCUUCCGUCCCAGAAAGAACGUGCUUGACACCAGCCAUGAAGAGCGCCAGCCAGAUGACCCGACCAUUCUCACGAAUGCCAGGAAGUCACCAUCGCCCUCGCCCACGGAUGGCUACAUGGAAAACUGGGGGAACUCGAAUCCUUUCCACGACCAUUACCAAGUUGAACCCCAACCACCCAAACCCACACCAAUAAGCACACCUUACUCAUGCUUCUUCGUGAUGCGCUACGUCCCUUCGCCCUCAACCUCCUUUCACAUCUUUCCCCAUCAGACCAACGACAAGCGCCACUCCCGAUUGCCACACCUCCCAGUCGCCUUCUGCUCCACCGAAGCCCUUGGCUUCCUCGGCCUAAGGGGCCACGAUUCGUCCAUCGUCCAAUCCAGGUCCAUCUUCUCGCUCCUUGUAUGUGCCACGAGCUCGACCGACUUGAUAGAAAAGACCUUCCGGUCUACCGUCCUCGAAAGCAUGGCGGCGGGCGAGUCCAUCUCACUUGAGAUAUCAACGCUUGCUCAUGAUCCCGCCCCAUCCACUACUACCCCUUCCCCUUCAAGAGAUACCAAAACUGCAGACAAACCCCCCUCCCUCUUCUCCUCAGCCCGUGCGCGCAGCCGUAGUAACGUCGGCCGUGAAGGAAGGACAGCAGCAACCAGAGACGGGGCCUUGUCAGCAGCAAGCUCGGAUUAUCGGCCGUCUAGCUCUAGGGUGUUCAGUGACAAGUUGAAGGAGCACGGGGCCGUCGAGAGACUCGGGAACAUGUUUGCCUUUCGAGGACUCGGUGGAGGCGGUGGCGGAGGUAAAGAUGCUGCAUCAGUAUCGAAAGUGGAAGAACAGGGGGGCAAGGGACACCCGGGACAGGGACAGGAACAGCAGACGAAGGGCAGGAGGUUGGUUAGUCACUGGACGGCUUUGAAGGAUGGCGAGGGAAAGGUGGCUUGGGUGGUGCUAAUUUUGACGCCUGCUACUGCUGCCGCUGCGUCUUCUGCUUGAGCAUUCGACGCAUUUCAUGGUAUUGUUGCUUUCAUUCACAUCACACAGCACUGUCAUCUCGGCGGGUCGGCAAGUAACGGAUGACAGCUCGGCAGGGGAACCGUCAGGGGAAGCGGUCAAGACUCGAAUGAGGGUAGGUCUGGCAGGUCUGGCGCGAUGAUGCAGACUUUGAUAAGUUGCAGCGAUGUACGUGUGUAAAUGUAUGUGCAGGUAGGCAGAUUGAAGCAACUUGGGUUAGUUUAGUGGAGGUGCAUUUGGGAAUUCUCCCGUGAGUUAAAUACAUUCCCACUUGUUUCCCCGAAACAGGGCCAAGGUUGAAAUCGUCGGGAAUGGAAGAGGGAUGAACAGAGGAUCGAUCGCCGUC